UUUUUCUAUAUACAGAACACACUUUCUUGUUCCUUUGUAUGUCUUAUAAUUUUCCCUUGAAAAUUGAACAUUUAAAAAAUAUAAUGUGACCAUUGACCAUUAUGCACACCAGAUUCCCCUCCUUCCCAGGGUUUGUUGUAGUUUGCAUUAGUUAUUAUUUGUUGUUGUUGCUGCUGCUGCUGCUGUUUAUUUAGCAGCUUUUCUGAAUUAAUUCAUUCUGCAAAGUCAGUAUUCUUUAUUAUGUGUGGUCACUGAAGUCUCUGCUUAGUUAGCUUAGUGGUCAGCUAAUGAAUAGACAGAGAUUUCCUAAAUGUCUUGAACCAGUAAGUCUCUCAAUCUUUGCCAACUUCCUCUCUGUGUGUACGCCUUCACUGGUCAAAUAGGCAGUUUACAACUCAGCCUUUGCCUACAUUUCUUACUUGUAUAGACCCUCAAGGUCAGCCAGAGAUAAGUGAUUAGGGCUUUCUCAGAUCUUUUCUGGGCAUGUGCAUAGCUCUGUACAUGCAGAUGACCUUUUAGAUCCCCAGGAAUGUGUCAGAGCUUUCCAAGGCCCCCAACCAACAUCUCAGUCCCAGUUUUUUCUUUUAAAUUUUGUGCUCAGCUCCUUGUUAGUCCCAGUUGCAACCACUGCUUCAGACAGCUGCAAUGUUAAAAACUUCCCACUGAUUAUUUUCAACAAAUACCCUAGCAAUAAGGCUGUUUGCAGAGAAAGUUCUGAAAGCCCUGAGAAUUCAGCUUUAUAGGCAAUUUGCAGACAGGUCAUAUAGGGACAAUUCUCUGGAAAUGAAGCUUUUUGGAGCACUCCAAGCCCAUUCUGUCCCCUCCCUAUUGGCUGCUAGUUUGCUGGUCUUCAUGGCUAUCAUAGUUGCAAGGCUGUUGGUUUCUAAUGCUACUUGAAGAGGUGGGGUAAGAGGGAUGGGAACAGGGCAAGUUAAAAUGCCUCGAUGCUCACUAUGUUUAAUGAGAUUCAGCCAUUUUUCUUAAACAAAUGCUCCUUGAAUUGUUGCAAGUCUUUGCUUAAUUUCUAGAGUUCUGAAAAAGUUGAUUUAGACUGUUUUUGCUCAUUGCUUUUCUGGAGGAGUAGGUUUUUCAGAGGUCCUCACUCCACCAUUCUGUAAGUGCUUCUCCUGAAAAAACAUUUAUAAAUAUCUCUUUGAUUCAAUUCUACAUUUUUCAUUUUCUUUCCACUCACACAGAAUACAUCUCUCCUCUUUUCUCCUUCAGUGAGUAAAUUAAAAUCAGAGAAGAAGUAUGAAAAAAACAUAUUUUCUGAUUUUUUUUCAGUAGUUUCCUUGUGCUACAGUAGUAUAGAGGAAAGUGUCAGGCAGAAGCAAGGUGAACCAAAGCUGUUUCUUUCCAAAGAAACAAAUACAAAUCCAGAAGGACAGUCUUUCUAGUUCUAUGAUAGUCGCUAAAUGAACUGGGACAGGAGACAUGUUCGAUUAAGGAGACUUGGAAAGGAUACGUAAUAUACCAUGAAGAAAAGUGCUUUAAUGCCUGAGUUUCCUGUAGCGAGAAGAGUGUAGUUCCUAAACAGGACAGGUAGGUGAUGAUUACUCAACUCUGAAUUUCACUUUGCCAGUAUUAACCCCUCCUCACAGCUUGCUUCAAAUGUCAGAUGCUGAGGUGAAUGAGAGGCAAAAUAAAACCACGAUCAGUACAUUCCCCUUCAUGAGCAAAACUGGAAUUCGCAAAGGGUCGUGGUGACAGAUACAAGGAGAUUCAUUCCUGGUGAUAUCUUGGGCCAAAUUCCAGAAGCCCGUUCAUCUUAGGGAGGAGUGGGCAGGAGAUUUGCAUGUAUGACCUCACCCAGAAGUUCCAGCCCCAGAGCAUAUAAACAGGUGAGUUGUAGCUCUUACCCAGUUUCAGGCCCAGUAGUUUCCAAACAGAUCAAGACCAUGGCAAUCCUCGGGUCCCUGCUGCUGCCACUGGGGCUGUUUCUGUGCCUUGGACUGCUGUGUUCUUCUGCCAGCUGCAUAAGUCACCAUGGCAACUGCAUGCUCUUCAAUAAGGUCAUUGUCGCCACUUACUCAGGAAUCCAUGCCAACCCAAACGUCUAUAAAAGCAAUACAGUCUACACAGUGUCAGUUCCUGUGAAUAAAAAUAUUACCUCUGUGAUCCUGCGAGCAAUAGACCAGGACAACUCACUCAUUGGCUCCUGGCAAAAAGCUGACAAGUAUUGCAGCAGCAGCGUCUUGUACCACAUGAAGAGCCAAUACAGCAAGCUCUUCGAGGCAAAAUGGGUAUCUCCUAGUUUCAUGAACAUAACUACAGUCGAGCUACAAGUCUUCACAGUCGAUUUGCACAACGUGGCUAGAGUUUCUUUUAAGAUACUGAGAAGAAAUGGGACAACCUCAGACUUGACCACCAAGAUCUCCACAAUCAAGCCAACCACAGCCACAACCCCAAUCCCAACCCACAAGCUAACCACAACCCCAACCCACAAACUAAACACAAGCUCGAUCCACAAACUAAACACAACCCCGACCCACAAACUAGCCACAACCCCGACCCACAAACCAGCCACAACCCCGACCCACAAACCAACCACAACCCCGACCCACAAACUAGCCACAACCCCGACCCACAAACUAACCACAACCCUGACUCACAAACUAGCCACAACCCCGACCCACAAACUAACCACAACCCUGACCCACAAACUAACCACAACCCCGACCCACAAACUAACCACAAUCCACAAAAUAACCACAACCCAUAAAUUAACCACAACCCAAACCACAGCCAAAAGCUUGGCCAACAGAGCCUUCCUCAGCCCCAUGAGAGAUGCCAUUCAGAUCCUGCUCGUCUUUCUCACCAGCAAACUCCUCUUCUAGAAGGAAGCUGGGGGAACAAUUGCUUCUGCCUCCACUGCAUCCUUCUAUGUUCAGUCCCAAGACAGGGCUCUGACCUCUGUGAAUGAAGACUCUGCGUUCUCAGGGUACAACUCUACUGCCACUGCUUCAGACCCAAACGGAGACCUGAGGGUCACUUAGUGGAGGGUAGCCAGUCUGCUCACUGCUGUUCAACUGGAUCUCUCAGGACACAAAUUAGGCUUUUUGUAACCUGGUCUGGGUGUAACUUGGAAUUCUGGCUCUUAAUUUAACAUGUUGACAGCCAAUUCCGCAGUCAGUCUAAACUUUUGUUUAGAUGCAACGCCAGUAGUAUUUGAAGGGAGAGAAAAUAAGAAUGUACCAUGUCUGAGUAGCCAAGGAUAGGGAAAGAUUAUGGUAUAAAGGCAUUAUUUUCUGUCAUACCAAAUACGCUAUGCUUCAAGCAAGAAUAAUGAAUGUGUUAAAUUCAAAUAUGUCUUUAAUGAGUGAUUAACUUAAAAUACAGAAAAUGUCAUCUAAUUUUAUUCAUUUAUGUGAGCAUUUAAAAAUCA
Molecule: messenger RNA, 3385 nt
Organism: Aethalodelphis obliquidens (Pacific white-sided dolphin)
Lineage: Eukaryota; Metazoa; Chordata; Mammalia; Artiodactyla; Delphinidae
Gene: PLET1
Product: placenta expressed transcript 1
Exons: 4
Coding region: 1800-2837 (345 amino acids)
Biological process (GO): positive regulation of cell migration; negative regulation of cell-matrix adhesion; wound healing, spreading of epidermal cells
Cellular component (GO): external side of plasma membrane; apical plasma membrane
Source: RefSeq, a predicted model, not a curated record